ACCAAAGGACCAAAAUCGAUAAUUCAACCUCAAGUCGAAGGGCAACUUUCGUCAACAAUUAUCCGAUCAAUCCGAGACCAAAACCAAAACCCCCAAAUCCAAUCUCCACAAUCGCCGGCGAUCGAUUCAACGAUGACGAUGAGCGUGAGCUUCGCCGUCGGCGUACUCGCCGUUCUGAUGCUUCUACACGCUGCUUAUCAAACCAUUCAAUAUAGGGCUUUGCUUAAGAUCACUGAAGAUGAGUUUACUGGACCUCCUUUUGAAGUGCUGGUUGAGUUGGUGUUAGUGAUGAUUUUGAGUUUGUUUGCUGGAUUGACGGUGCAGGGAAAUUUCCGGUCUAUUUUACCCGAUGCCGAUGAGAAUAGGGUGGUGUCUCUACCCUCGAACAUGAACUUUAUGAUCUUCAAUCAUCGUGGAAGGGCAUUCCCUACGGAAACCGGCUUGAAGCUCAAGUGAAAAGGACUAGACAUCUUUUUAUCAUGGUAAUUGUAAUCUGUCUUUUGUAGCAUCCAUUUCAUGGAUCUUAGAGAAACUUGUAUUGUACUAGACAGACAAUAGCUCGAAAGUUACUUGUUCUUUGAUGUUAAAAACGAUUUGAAUUCUCUGUUUUGGUUAGUUAUUUUGUUCACAGCACAUUUCAGUUA
Molecule: messenger RNA, 644 nt
Organism: Helianthus annuus (common sunflower)
Lineage: Eukaryota; Viridiplantae; Streptophyta; Magnoliopsida; Asterales; Asteraceae
Product: membrane magnesium transporter
Exons: 4
Coding region: 133-456 (107 amino acids)
Cellular component (GO): Golgi apparatus; EMC complex; plasma membrane
Source: RefSeq, a predicted model, not a curated record